Lagopus muta (rock ptarmigan) is the source of this 11211-nucleotide messenger RNA. RefSeq names its product ubiquitin protein ligase E3 component n-recognin 5 (gene UBR5). Gene Ontology annotation, molecular function: RNA binding; ubiquitin-protein transferase activity; ubiquitin binding. Gene Ontology annotation, cellular component: nucleus. Lineage: Eukaryota; Metazoa; Chordata; Aves; Galliformes; Phasianidae. Bases 72 to 8468 code for a protein of 2798 amino acids. The record is from RefSeq and is a predicted model, not a curated record. The transcript has 59 exons. Gene Ontology annotation, biological process: protein polyubiquitination; regulation of double-strand break repair; DNA damage response.
GCCCGGCCCCCGCCCGCCCGCCUCCCUCUCUCCCGCCGCCGGGGGGGGCGGCGGCGGCGGCGGCGCCGACCAUGACCUCGAUCCACUUCGUGGUGCACCCGCUGCCGGGCACCGAGGAUCAGCUCAAUGACCGGCUAAGGGAAGUAUCAGAGAAGCUGAACAAAUAUAAUUUAAACAGCCACCCCCCUCUGAAUGUAUUGGAACAGGCUACUAUUAAACAGUGUGUGGUGGGACCAAAUCAUGCUGCAUUUCUUCUUGAGGAUGGUAGAGUCUGCAGGAUUGGUUUUUCAGUUCAGCCAGACAGAUUGGAAUUGGGUAAACCUGAUAAUAGCGAUGGUUCAAAGUUGAGCAGUGGCUCAGGGGCAGGAAGGACAUCCAGGCCAGGCAGGACUAGUGACUCCCCAUGGUUUCUGUCUGGUUCUGAAACUCUGGGCAGACUGGCAGGCAACACCCUUGGGAGCCGCUGGAGUUCAGGGGUUGGUGGAAGUGGAGGAGGAUCUUCAGGGAGGUCAUCUGCUGGAGCUCGAGAUUCUCGAAGGCAGACCAGAGUUAUACGCACAGGGAGAGACAGAGGAUCCGGUCUGCUGGGGAGUCAGCCACAACCUGUGAUUCCAGCAUCAGUCAUUCCAGAGGAACUCAUUUCACAGGCACAAGUUGUUUUACAAGGAAAGUCCAGAAGUAUUAUCAUUCGGGAACUCCAGCGAACAAAUCUUGAUGUAAAUCUUGCUGUAAAUAAUUUGUUAAGUCGGGAUGAUGAAGAUGGAGAUGAUGGGGAUGACACAGCAAGUGAAUCAUACCUUCCUGGAGAGGAUCUUAUGUCUCUUCUGGAUGCUGACAUACAUUCUGCUCACCCAAGUGUCAUUAUUGAUGCUGAUGCUAUGUUUUCAGAAGAUAUUAGUUACUUUGGUUAUCCAUCCUUUCGGCGCUCAUCACUUUCCAGGCUAGGCUCAUCCAGAGUUCUCCUUCUUCCCUUAGAGAGAGACUCUGAGCUGUUGCGUGAACGUGAGUCCGUUUUACGUUUGCGUGAACGAAGGUGGCUUGAUGGAGCCUCAUUUGAUAAUGAAAGAGGCUCUACAAGUAAGGAGGGGGAACCAAACCUGGACAAGAAGAAUGCACCUGUUCAAAGUCCUGUUUCUCUAGGAGAAGACUUGCAAUGGUGGCCAGAUAAGGAUGGAACAAAAUUUAUCUCUAUUGGAGCCCUAUAUUCUGAGCUUGUGGCAGUUAAUAGUAAAGGAGAGCUCUAUCAAUGGAAGUGGAGCGAAUCGGAGCCUUAUAGAAAUGCACAGAAUCCUUCCCUCCACCACCCACGCGCCAUGUUCUUGGGAUUAACCAAUGAAAAGAUUGUCCUCCUUUCUGCAAAUAGUAUUAGAGCAACUGUUGCCACUGAAAAUAACAAGGUUGCUACCUGGGUGGAUGAAACUUUAAGCUCAGUAGCAUCUAAAUUAGAACACACUGCACAGACAUACUCAGAGCUUCAGGGAGAACGGAUUGUUUCCUUACACUGUUGUGCUCUUUAUACAUGUGCUCAGCUAGAGAAUAACUUGUACUGGUGGGGUGUAGUUCCUUUCAGCCAAAGGAAGAAAAUGCUAGAAAAGGCCAGAGCAAAAAAUAAGAAGCCCAAGUCCAGUGCUGGUAUUUCUUCCAUGCCAAAUAUAACUGUUGGAACCCAGGUAUGCUUAAGAAAUAACCCCCUGUACCAUGCUGGAGCUGUUGCUUUUUCAAUCAGUGCUGGAAUUCCGAAAGUGGGUGUGUUAAUGGAAUCUGUUUGGAACAUGAAUGACAGCUGUCGAUUUCAGCUUCGGUCACCAGAGAGCUUGAAAAAUAUGGAGAAAGCUAGCAAGACUACAGAGGCCAAGCCUGAAAAUAAACAGGAACCAGUGAAAACUGAGAUGGGUCCUCCGCCUUCCCCAGCUUCCACUUGCAGUGAUGCAUCUUCAAUAGCAAGCAGUGCAUCGAUGCCAUAUAAGCGACGACGAUCAACUCCUGCUCCAAAAGAGGAGGAGAAAGUGAAUGAGGAGCAGUGGUCUCUGAGGGAAGUUGUGUUUGUGGAAGACGUUAAGAAUGUUCCUGUUGGCAAGGUGCUAAAAGUGGAUGGUGCUUAUGUUGCUGUCAAAUUUCCAGGCACCUCCAGUAAUGCAAAUUGUCAGAGCAGUUCUAAUUCAGAUCCAGAUCCCUCCUCUCUUCUCCAGGAUUGCAGGCUGCUCAGGAUAGAUGAACUACAGGUUGUGAAAACUGGGGGAACUCCGAAAGUUCCAGACUGUUUUCAAAGGACACCUAAAAAGCUGUGUAUUCCUGAAAAAACAGAGAUUCUAGCAGUAAAUGUAGAUUCAAAAGGAGUUCAUGCUGUCCUGAAAACUGGGAAUUGGGUUCGAUACUGCAUAUUUGACCUCGCUACUGGAAAGGCUGAACAGGAAAACAACUUCCCUACUAGCAGCAUUGCAUUCCUGGGUCAGAACGAGAGAAGUGUUGCUAUUUUUACAGCUGGACAGGAAUCUCCUAUUAUUCUUAGAGAUGGAAAUGGUACAAUCUAUCCAAUGGCAAAAGACUGUAUGGGCGGGAUACGAGACCCUGACUGGCUUGAUCUUCCACCUAUUAGUAGUCUCGGAAUGGGUGUUCAUUCCUUAACAAAUCUUCCUGCCAACUCAACCAUCAAAAAGAAAGCUGCAAUUAUUAUUAUGGCUGUUGAGAAACAAACCUUAAUGCAACACAUUCUCCGAUGUGACUUUGAGGCUUGCAGACAAUACCUGAUGAAUCUUGAACAAGCAGUUGUCUUGGAUCAGAACCCACAAGUGCUGCAGACAUUCCUUGGCCACAGAUGUGAUGGAAACCGCAAUAUUCUGCAUGCUUGUGUGUCUGUAUGCUUUCCAACCAGCAACAAAGAAACAAAAGAGGAAGAGGAAGCAGAGCGCUCUGAAAGGAAUACAUUUGCUGAAAGGCUCUCAGCUGUGGAAGCAAUUGCAAAUGCAAUUUCAGUUGUGUCAAGUAAUGGCCCAGGAAGUCGAGCAGGAUCAUCAAGUAGCAGAAGUCUGAGGUUAAGAGAAAUGAUGAGAAGAUCCUUGAGAGCUGCUGGACUGGGCAGACAGGAAGCUGGUGCUUCAUCGAGUGAUCACCAGGACCCAGUUUCUCCACCAAUAGCUCCUCCCAGCUGGGUUCCAGAUCCUCCUGCGAUAGAUACAGAUGGUGACAUUGAUUUUAUCCUGGCCCCCGCUGUGGGAUCUCUUACCACAGCAGCGACCGGCACCGGCCAAGGACCGAGCACCUCCACGAUACCAGGGCCUUCUACUGAACCAUCUGUAGUGGAAUCAAAAGAUCGGAAGGCAAAUGCUCAUUUCAUACUGAAAUUACUGUGUGAUAGUGUUGUUUUACAACCUUAUCUUCGAGAACUGCUCUCAGCCAAGGAUGCAAGAGGCAUGACACCAUUCAUGUCGGCAGUUAGUGGCCGGGCAUACCCUGCUGCAAUUACAAUUCUAGAAACUGCACAGAAAAUUGCUAAAGCUGAAGCAACUUCAAGUGAAAAAGAAGAUGAUGUAUUUAUGGGAAUGGUUUGUCCUUCUGGUACAAAUCCAGAUGACUCUCCUUUGUAUGUUUUGUGUUGUAAUGAUACAUGCAGUUUUACCUGGACUGGUGCAGAGCAUAUUAACCAAGAUAUAUUUGAAUGCCGAACAUGUGGUCUAUUAGAAUCUCUUUGCUGUUGCACAGAGUGUGCAAGAGUGUGUCACAAAGGACACGACUGCAAACUGAAGCGAACAUCACCCACAGCUUACUGUGAUUGCUGGGAGAAGUGCAAGUGUAAAACACUAAUUGCAGGACAGAAGUCUGCUCGCCUUGAUCUCCUUUAUCGUCUGCUUACCACCACAAAUCUUGUAACUAUGCCAAACAGCAGGGGAGAACAUCUUCUGCUGUUUUUAGUACAGACAGUUGCCAGGCAAACUGUGGAACACUGCCAAUACAGACCACCUAGAAUUAGGGAAGAUCGCAAUCGUAAAACUGCAAAUCCUGAGGAUUCUGAUAUGCCUGAUCACGAUUUAGAACCUCCUCGAUUUGCCCAGCUUGCUUUGGAACGUGUUUUGCAAGACUGGAAUGCACUGAAAUCUAUGAUAAUGUUUGGCUCCCAAGAAAAUAAAGACCCUCUUAGUGCAAGCAGUAGGAUAGGCCAUCUUUUGCCUGAAGAACAAGUUUACCUCAACCAGCAGAGUGGGACUAUUCGCUUGGACUGUUUUACACACUGCCUUAUUGUUAAGUGCACAGCUGACAUUUUGCUCUUAGAUACUCUACUGGGUACUCUUGUAAAAGAAUUACAAAACAAGUAUACACCAGGACGCAGAGAAGAAGCUAUUGCUGUUACAAUGAGAUUCCUGCGCUCUGUGGCAAGGGUAUUUGUCAUUCUUAGUGUCGAAAUGGCUUCUUCCAAAAAGAAAAACAAUUUUAUCCCACAGCCAAUUGGAAAAUGUAAACGUGUAUUCCAGGCAUUAUUGCCUUAUGCUGUUGAAGAGUUGUGUAAUGUAGCAGAAUCUCUAAUUAUUCCAGUCAGGAUGGGAAUUGCACGUCCUACGGCUCCCUUUACUCUAGCUAGCACUAGUAUAGAUGCCAUGCAGGGAAGUGAAGAACUGUUUUCCGUGGAGCCUCUACCACCAAGACCAUCAUCUGACCAGUCUAGCAGUUCUAGCCAGUCUCAGUCAUCCUACAUCAUAAGGAAUCCUCAGCAAAGACGAAUCAGCCAGUCGCAACCAGUUCGUGGCAGGGAUGAAGAACAAGAUGAUAUAGUUUCAGCAGAUGUGGAAGAGGUUGAGGUUGUUGAGGGGGUAGCUGGUGAGGAAGACCAUCACGAUGAGCAGGAAGAACAUGGUGAAGAAAAUGCUGAAGCAGAAGGGCAGCAUGAUGAGCAUGAUGAAGAUGGCAGUGAUAUGGAGUUGGAUUUGCUAGCUGCUGCUGAAACAGAAAGUGACAGUGAGAGUAACCACAGUAAUCAGGACAAUGCUAGUGGGCGCAGAAGUGUUGUCACUGCAGCUACUGCUGGGUCAGAAGCAGGAGCUAGCAGUGUUCCAGCAUUUUUUUCUGAAGAUGACUCUCAAUCAAAUGAUUCUAGUGACUCGGAUAGCAGCAGCAGUCAGAGUGAUGACAUGGAACAGGAGACCUUCAUGCUUGAUGAGCCUCUGGAACGAACCACAAAUAGCUCACAUGCCACUGGUGCUGCCCAGGCACCCCGUUCGAUGCAGUGGGCUGUACGUAAUACCCAGAACCAGAGAACCACUAGCACUGCUCCUUCCAGCACAUCAACCCCAGCAGCGAGUUCAGCAGGCUUGAUUUACAUUGAUCCAUCAAACCUACGCCGGAGUGGUACCAUCAGUACGAGCGCUGCAGCAGCAGCUGCAGCACUUGAAGCCAGCAAUGCAAGCAGCUAUUUAACUUCUGCAAGCAGUUUAGCACGAGCAUACAGUAUAGUGAUACGACAGAUAUCUGACCUAAUGGGGCUCAUUCCCAAGUACAAUCACUUAGUGUACUCCCAGAUCCCAGCUGCAGUGAAGCUGACUUAUCAAGAUGCAGUUAACUUGCAGAAUUAUGUAGAAGAAAAGCUUAUUCCUACUUGGAAUUGGAUGGUUAGUAUAAUGGACUCCACAGAAGCUCAGCUGCGUUAUGGUUCUGCAUUAGCAUCUGCUGGUGAUCCUGGGCAUCCAAAUCAUCCUCUCCAUGCUUCUCAGAACUCAGCUAGAAGGGAAAGGAUGACAGCCCGGGAGGAAGCCAGCUUAAGAACACUUGAGGGAAGAAGACGUGCUACUUUACUCAGUGCCCGUCAGGGAAUGAUGUCAGCACGUGGUGAUUUCCUAAACUACGCGCUGUCUUUGAUGCGUUCUCACAAUGAUGAGCACUCAGAUGUUCUCCCUGUUCUCGAUGUCUGUUCGUUAAAGCACGUAGCCUAUGUUUUUCAAGCGCUUAUUUAUUGGAUUAAAGCGAUGAAUCAACAGACAACAUUGGAUACUCCUCAGCUGGAACGGAAAAGAACUCGAGAGCUUUUGGAACUGGGUCUUGACAAUGAAGAUUCAGAACAUGAGAACGAUGACGACACCAAUCAAAGUGCUGCACUCAAUGACAAAGAUGACGACUCCCUUCCAGCAGAGACUGGCCAAAAUCAUCCAUUUUUCAGACGGUCAGACUCGAUGACAUUCCUUGGCUGCAUUCCACCCAAUCCUUUUGAAGUUCCUCUGGCAGAAGCCAUUCCCUUGGCAGACCAGCCCCACUUACUACAGCCAAAUGCUCGCAAAGAAGAUCUGUUUGGUCGACCAAGCCAGGGUCUGUAUUCAUCUUCUGCCAACAGUGGGAAGUGCUUAAUGGAAGUUACAGUGGAUAGAAACUGCCUCGAGGUUCUUCCAACGAAAAUGUCUUAUGCAGCCAACUUAAAAAAUGUUAUGAGCAUGCAAAAUCGGCAGAAGAGAGAAGGAGAAGAACAAAAUGUGCCUACAGAAGAAUCUGAGAGUUCAAAACCAGGGCCUUCAGCUCAUGACCUUGCAGCACAACUGAAAAGCAGCUUGUUGGCAGAGAUAGGACUGACAGAAAGCGAAGGGCCACCUCUCACAUCUUUCAGACCACAGUGUAGCUUCAUGGGCAUGGUCAUAUCUCAUGACAUGUUGCUGGGACGUUGGCGUCUUUCUUUAGAGUUGUUUGGUAGAGUAUUCAUGGAAGAUGUUGGAGCAGAGCCUGGAUCGAUCCUGACUGAACUGGGUGGCUUUGAAGUGAAGGAAUCAAAGUUCCGCAGAGAGAUGGAAAAACUUAGAAACCAGCAAUCCCGGGAUUUAACGUUGGAGGUUGAUCGAGACAGAGAUCUUCUAAUUCAGCAGACCAUGAGGCAGCUCAACAAUCAUUUUGGUCGCAGGUGUGCCACCACUCCGAUGGCUGUCCACAGAGUGAAAGUUACUUUUAAAGAUGAGCCUGGAGAAGGCAGCGGUGUAGCACGGAGCUUUUAUACUGCCAUUGCACAGGCUUUUCUGUCAAAUGAGAAACUGCCAAAUCUAGAUUGUAUUCAGAAUGCCAACAAGGGUACCCAUACAAGUCUGAUGCAGAGAUUGCGAAACAGGGGGGAGAGAGAUCGAGAGAGGGAGCGUGAGAGAGAAAUGCGCAGAAGUAGUGGCUUAAGAGCUGGUUCUCGGAGAGACAGGGAUAGGGACUUUAGAAGACAACUUUCCAUUGACACAAGGCCUUUUAGACCAGCUUCAGAAGGAAAUCCUAGUGAUGAUCCUGAUCCACUUCCUGCACACAGACAGGCGCUUGGAGAAAGGCUCUACCCUCGAGUGCAAGCAAUGCAACCAGCGUUUGCAAGUAAGAUCACAGGAAUGUUGUUGGAAUUGUCCCCUGCUCAGCUGCUUCUGUUACUAGCUAGUGAAGAUUCCCUUAGAGCAAGAGUUGAUGAAGCGAUGGAACUCAUUAUUGCACAUGGCAGGGAGAAUGGUGCUGACAGUAUAUUGGAUCUUGGAUUGCUAGACUCUUCAGAUAAAGUGCAGGAGAAUAGAAAGAGACAUGGUUCCAGCCGUAGUGUAGUGGAUAUGGAAUUAGAUGAUACGGAUGAUGGGGAUGAUAAUGCACCACUCUUCUACCAACCUGGAAAACGAGGUUUUUAUACACCAAGACCUGGUAAAAACACAGAAGCGAGGCUGAAUUGCUUCAGAAAUAUUGGCAGAAUCUUAGGAUUGUGCCUGUUGCAGAAUGAGUUGUGUCCUAUCACAUUGAAUAGACAUGUAAUCAAAGUUCUUCUUGGUAGAAAGGUGAACUGGCAUGACUUUGCUUUUUUUGAUCCGGUUAUGUAUGAAAGCCUUCGGCAACUUAUACUUGCUUCCCAAAGUACAGAUGCUGAUGCAGUGUUUGCAGCAAUGGAUUUAGCAUUUGCAAUAGACCUCUGCAAGGAGGAGGGUGGAGGGCAGGUUGAACUUAUUUCCAAUGGUGUAAAUAUACCAGUCACUCCUCAGAAUGUUUAUGAAUACGUCCGGAAAUAUGCAGAACACCGAAUGUUGGUAGUGGCAGAACAGCCUCUGCAUGCAAUGAGGAAGGGUCUUCUGGAUGUACUUCCAAAGAAUUCAUUAGAAGAUUUGACAGCAGAAGAUUUCAGACUUUUGGUAAAUGGCUGUGGUGAAGUAAAUGUGCAAAUGCUUAUCAGCUUUACCUCUUUCAAUGAUGAGUCAGGAGAAAAUGCUGAGAAGCUUUUGCAGUUCAAGCGUUGGUUUUGGUCCAUAGUUGAGAAGAUGAGUAUGACAGAAAGACAAGAUCUGGUUUACUUCUGGACAUCAAGUCCAUCAUUGCCAGCCAGUGAGGAGGGAUUCCAGCCCAUGCCAUCAAUCACAAUAAGACCACCAGAUGACCAACACCUUCCUACAGCAAACACUUGCAUUUCUCGCCUUUAUGUCCCACUCUAUUCCUCUAAGCAGAUUUUGAAACAGAAGUUGUUACUCGCCAUUAAGACCAAGAAUUUUGGUUUUGUGUAGAGUAUAAAAAGUGUGUAUUGCUGUGUAAUAUUACUAGCUAAGUUUUGUAGAUUUUUCCAUUUGUCUAUAAAAGUUUAUGAAAGCUAAUGCUGUCAUACCCCUGGUGGUACUUUAAAGAUUUAAAUGCAAACAUUCCUGUACUAAAUUUGUAAUGUAAAGGCCUAAGGAGCACUGGCAAUAUCUGAUUGCAACAGUUUGCUAGUCAAUAACUCCUUGGACUAACCCCAGCCAAAGAUGACAGCAGAACAAUAUAAUUUACACUGUGAUUUAUCUUUUUGCUGAGGGAAAAUAUGUAAAAUGUUCUGAAAAUUCACUGCUGCCUUUGUGGAAAGUGUUUCAGCAAAGGUUCUUGUAUAGAGGGAGUAGGGAAUUUCAAAAUAAAAAAUUAAGUAUGUUCUGUGGUUUAUUUUAACUUUUUUAUGGUGUUUAAUUUGUGGUUGGCUGCGGUUGUGUACCCUGUAUAUUGAACUUGUAAAAAAAAAAAGAAAAAAAGAAAAAAAGAAAAAAAAAAAAAGGAAAAAAAAGAAAAAGUUCCUGACAGCUCAGAUCCCAGAGUUGUGAUCGUUCACUUAUGAAACCACUUUCAUUGCAAUUUUUGCUCUAGCUGCAUUGAACUCUGGCACAUCAGAUGCCACCACUAAUAUUCUGCAUGUAAUCUGUACCUCCAGUGUUUUGGGUUUUUUUUGUACAUAUGCUGAGGCCAAUGCACAGUAUUUCAUAGUUCACAAUCAACAUUUUGUAUCCCUUUUUCAGUGAACAGACAGUCAGGAGAUUGUUCCACUACCAGUUCUAACCCAACACUUGUACUACAUUGUCUAACUAUGUAAACUCAGCCUGGGCACUUUCUGGUAACUGUAAAAUGUUUAUAAGAUCAUGAUUAUUGAAGAUACUUUUUUGGAAGACUUUAAUGUUCGUGAGCAGCUUAACUUCUUUUGUAUCUAGCCUUUUUUUAAGUAUCUUGUUACAGUUUUUUAAUAAAGAAAUUACAGACAAAAUACCAAGUCAUACUGAAGAAACAAUAGUUUUUAUUUAUUUAGCCAUUUAUAUUUUAGCUAACAGCAUGCACCAAGCACAGUUGUUCAUCAAAAUCUGAAUUUUGUAACUGAAAAAUUGACAUGCAGAAGAUAUUCAACCCGCAUUUUACAGUUAGCAGAGAAUCUUGAAUCAAAUGGGCCAGGCAACCCCUUCUUCUGACAGUAUUGGUUUGAAGGGAAGGUGGCUUGUUCUGAAAAAUCUCAAGGUUAUUAGUUUAGAAUAAAGGUUUCAAACUGUGUUGUAGUGGGUUCUACUGUAUUUUGACUCUUGAAGUGGUUGCUUUGGGGAGGGCAGUCAUUGAACAUGGCCUAGGUCUUGGUUUUCCCAAUGCAUGCAUGUCUUUGGAGACUUGGGGUGAUAACUAAAGGCAAGAGCUGCUUUUUUUCUGUAUCAUAGAUUUCUGAAAUCUUAGUGGACUGAAGAAUUGAAGCUUAAGGGCUUACAGGGCUCCUUCCUGCUUUUCCAAUGCCAUGAGUCUGUUAGUAAGUUUUUUGUUUUGUUUUGUUUUGCUGGACAGAGUUAAUUGAUGUUUCAUUAAAAUCUGAGUGGAAAUCAAUUUUGCAGUUCCACUAGAUUUUGCAGUUUCCUUUCUGUCAGCUAGUUGAGGAUGGCCAGAAGUUACCUAUGUCUGUGGUUGGGUUUUUUGGUUUUUGUUUUUGUUUUUUUUUUUUAGUUUUCAUUAUUCAGUACCUGCAGAUGUGGAACAUGGUUGAGAUCAGAAGUUACAAUCAUCAGUUGCCAAACAUGCUGAAAAUCUUAUUUACUAGGUAAAACUGGCUGUUUCAGGCUUAUGUAGUUACUCUGCAGAUAGAUCAAUACACAGAUGUCAGUAAAUACAGAAAUAAUUCUACACUUUCUAAAUCACCCAUUCUAGAAGAGAACUGUUUCAGUGUGUGGGGAUUGGAGUCUGUUCUGGAUUUUUUGUGAUCUUCAGUGUAUCUUAAAUGCAAAAUUAUAUCUGAUUUCACUAUGCUAAUACUUUUUUUUUUAAAAAAAAGAGAAAUCGCAGUACAGCUACACAAGUCUAAAUUUAAGGGGCAGUAUAGAGGAUAUCUGUACUGACAUGACUGUUCUCAUAUGCUAAGGAAUAUAGCUAGAGAGGUACAAAGCAUUGUGUGUCUUCUGCCUGGGUUUCAAACCAGUAUAAUUAUUUCAUUACCAAAAAUGCCUCUAAUGGGAAUGUUGUGAAGUUGGUAGAAAGCAGGCAUAAACAAAAGCAAACAACAGGGACCUGUUAAGAAUAGGCCUCAGUUCUACAGUCUGUAAAACUAAAGCUCCAUCCCUCACAAAGCUUUGUGAGACUUGAUGUAUUACAAAGUAUUCAAGGUCCUUGGAUAAAAGGCCAUAUAUAAAUGUAAAGUACUGUGUGUAUAUAUAUAUGUAUUGUGUGUAUAUGUAUAUAAGUGUAUGUGUAUGUAUAACAUAUAAAUAUAUGUUAUAUGUAUAUAUAUUUCUGUAUAUAGAUUAAACUUUUUUUAAGUCCUGUAAUGUAUAGCUAGACAAAAAAUAUGCAGAUAACUCAUAGUAGCUCACCAUAUAUACACACAAGGCAUUCUGAUGACAGAAGUGGAGAGGGAAUCUAGUUUGAUUUAUGCUGUGGUCAUUGACUUGAAAUGUGUAUAAAUAGCUUUUUUCCUCUGUAUGGUAUAUUUAAACUAUAUCAAGAUUUUAAUAAGAAAAAAUGUUUAUUAAAAUCAUACACCUCGUC